CUGAUUGGGCUGUGCUGCUCCACCACGGUUUCGCGGCUCUGGAGCGAAUGGCCCCGGUUGACAGCACGAGGAGCUUAAAGGGAUCGAGUCCGCGCGGGAGCAGGGAAUUUCGCGAUUAUCCUCCGGCUCCGGAGCGGAUGAGUCAUGCUCCAGUGGUGAUCGCAUUCCAGUUUUCGCACUGGAAUGGCACCGUCGGCCAUGCUCGACCCCAGUGCCACCUCGGCCGCGCGUCUCACCAAGUGCCCUCCGCUCGCACCGAUUUCCGCCUCGCGUUCGCACCUUUCGCGCGAUGGUCUUGAGCUUGCGAGUCCUGUGAGUAUGGUGGUGAUCGAUGGCACAUUUCGCCGGCUCGGGUCUUCGUUCAGCGGGUUGUGUACAUAUUCGAACUCCGAACUGAGGCGGUCCGCAAUUACGUCUAGUUGUGGCGCCAGCCGACCCCGAGUGCAUGCUUGUAAGGAUCAAUUAUUUAAUCCUCGCAGAGGUGUAUCGUCGUCUUCUCUCGUGCGGCGCAACAAAUUAGCAGGGCGGAGGAGGGAUGUGCAAAAUAUCUCGGACGUAAUUUCCAGGUAUUGGAAUGUUAGGUGGGCAGGUUUGGUCGCUAGAGCCGAGCAACAGUAUUUGGAAGCAUCGUCUGAAAUUGCGAAGGGAUCAACCCAGACUAGGAGUUCCUUGGUGGACGAAUUAAAUGGGAGUGACCGCGGUGACCAAGGAUCGAUGGAUGCCGAGCCGAAGCAGAGCCCAAUUGGAGUCUUUCCUGGCGGUGUCAGAAGAGCCGAAGUUCGUAUACCAGGACUAGUAUUGCGUUUACAGGUCUUGGAAGUGCUCGAGGGCAAAGCUUUUGAAGGAUUUCUCGAUACAUUGAGUGCAAUUGUAGCUGAGAGUUUGACCAUGGUGAUACUCGAAUCAGGAGUAGAUGGUGAAGGAGGAGCUCGACUCUACGAGGCCGCAUGCUUACUUAAGUCGGUUUUGAGGGGGAGAGCAGUAUUAAUGGUAGCUGAAAGGGUGGAUAUUGCUGCCGCAGCUGGCGUCGAUGGUGUUGUUCUCUCAGAUGAAGGGCUACCUACGGUGGUGGCUAGGAGGAUGAUGCAGAAUGUUGUUUCAGACUCUGCCGUACUGCCCCUUGUGGCUAGGACUGUCUCAUCAACGCAGUCAGCCAGAAGUGCAACUGCUUUGGAAGGAGCUGAUUUCCUACUUCUGCAGUGUCCUGACGUGGAGGAUUUGGGGAGGUACACUAGGAACAUUUGUAUUGAAGUGAGCAUUCCAGUCUUUGUGGAUGUCUCCACCCGAUUGUCUGGGUCGAAAGAUGAAACCGUAGGUCCAGCUUUGGAGUUGUUUGAAGCUGGAGCAAGUGGACUUGUUUUGGAUGGAACGAAGUUGAUGGAAGGUGGCGUCAUAUGCGACUUCGUGGCCGCACUGUCGUCGUGUAUGACCACAGCAAUGAACCAAAGAAGUAGUGCCAAUGAAACUCAAAGUGGAACAGAUUACUCACAGGUUGUGUACAAUGAAACCACCGAUGAAGGGUCGUCUCCUGGUAAUGGAAGAGGUCUGGAGGUAGCCUUGGACCUAGAUGAGCUGGCAAAGUUGAUUGUGGAAGAAGAGCGCGAGUUGCUUACAACCAUGGUUGAGUUUGUUCGAGCUGCAUCUCCAGAGAUGGAAGAAAUAUCUCUUUUGGUGGAUGCUGUGAAGCAGCUGGAUGAGCUCUUCUUGCUGGUCAUUGUGGGAGAAUUUAAUUCAGGAAAAUCGUCUGUAAUAAAUGCCCUUCUGGGUGAAAGGUUCCUGAAGGAGGGGGUGCUUCCAACGACGAACGAAAUCACCGUACUUCGGCAUACCGGGGAAGGCGAUGAAGGAAAAGAGCGAUCAGAAAAACAUCCAGACGGUCACUUCUUACGCUACCUUCCAGCCGAGCUAUUGAAGCAGAUGAACCUUGUUGACACGCCAGGGACAAAUGUUAUUCUUCAGCGCCAACAACGGCUCACUGAGGAAUUCGUCCCUCGCGCGGAUCUAGUUUUGUUUGUGUUAUCUGUCGAUCGGCCUUUGACAGAGAGCGAGGUCACAUUUCUCCGAUAUAUACGUCAGUGGGGCAAAAAGAUCAUCUUCAUUUUGAAUAAGUCUGAUGUUCUGGCGGAUCGCAAAGAGUUGGAAGAGGUUUUAAAAUUUGUUAAGGAAAAUGCCCAAAGCUUACUCAGUGUGGAGGAGGCAUCUGUAUAUCCUGUCUCUGCUCGUCGAGCUCUUCUGGCGAAGCAAGCAGCCGUGAACGAAGAUGGGGUCGUAGAUAGAGAGCUACUUAUGCAGAACUCAUCUUGGAAAAGUAGUGGAUUUGAUGAGUUAGAGGACUUCAUAUUCUGUUUCUUAGGCGGAUCCACUGAUGCCGGUGCCGAGAGGCUCAGAUUGAAACUCGAAACUCCUUUAGGAAUCGGAAUGGCGUUGCUUGGUGCUAGUGAUCGACAACUUGCGGCGGAUAUUCUGAAAGCAGAAUCGGAUCUCAGAGUCUUAGCUCAGAUAGAAGAGCAACUCAAGCAAUAUGAAAAUGCUGUUCAAGCCGACGCUGCACUGCAGAGGGAGCGUACGUCGCUGCUGAUUACAGGAGCCAAGGGGCGUGCUGACAAACUCGUGGACUCCAUCUUACGGCUCUCCAAUAUUGAGGCCAUAACAAAGUAUCUCUUGGGAGCCGAUGGAGUUGAGACCUUGCCUGUUUCCAGCGAAUUUGGUCGACAAGUCAUGGGAUCUGCAACGACUGACAUUCAGAGAGUCUUGGAUGAACAUGGAAGUUGGAUGGUGUCCAACGCCCUAAGGCAGCUAGACAUCUAUGGAGAACUCGUGAAGAAUCGCUGGCCUGAGGUAAUGGCAGAUAUGAAAGCUGGAACCUCUAAUGGGUUGCAGCUUAACGACAAGUUCAAGGAGGAGCAACAGAAGAAUUCGAGUAACAGCAUUGCAGUCCUGGAAGCUUUUGAUGUGAAAGCAGCAGAGAUAUUACUUGACCAGGAGAUUCGAGAAGUGGUCCUGAGUACGUUUUCAGGUGUUGGAGCUGCUGGUGUUACUGCAUCUGUUUUGACGUCUGUCUUACCAACGACAUUAGAAGAUCUUCUCGCUCUAGGCAUCUGCACGGCAGGCGGAUUUGUGGGUAUUUGGAACCUGCCUGCCAAGAGGCAAGACAUAAAGAAGAAGAUAAGUAGAGUCGCCGAUAAUUUGAUCAAGCAAUUGCAGCAAGCGAUGGAGAGAGAUUUAGAGCAAAAUUUGGAUCAGUUGAGGGCGGACAUUCAAGCACUUACAGCACCAUACAGACUAGCAGCGGAGGCUGAAAGAGCGCGGCUUCUUGCUCUUCAGAUUCAGCUGCAAGUAUUAGACAACCAACUGCGGUUUUUAAAGCAGAAGGUGCAAAAUCUUGGAAAAUAAUCCGUGCCAGGGUUUAGAUUGUCGGCUGAUAAAUAUCACUGCCCAGUGGCAAACAAUUGUUCCUUGUCAGCUUCGUGAAGUCUGGCCAUAAACAUCUUCCCUCUAAACUUCCUGCACUUAAGGGCCAGGUAUAAUCGCUUAGAGUAGGCUAGAGUUAUGCCAUCCUUACGGAGGGACUCAUUGUUGUAGCGGGGGAUGAGCGAGGUGAAAGGGAAGGUCCGAUUCACCCUUGUAAAUUAUUGCAUCAGUCAGUCUGACUGAUUGUGCGGAAGCUGAGAUUGUAGAUUACCCUUGUCCUUAACCGGGUCCUUAGUCUAUAAUGGCAGAGGGCACAUUUCAGAACCAUUUCUCGCAUUGGCUCAUAGUCCAAAAAUCUCUUUGUUUUUUGAAUCUCAAAUCCAAAGG
Molecule: messenger RNA, 3798 nt
Organism: Marchantia polymorpha subsp. ruderalis
Lineage: Eukaryota; Viridiplantae; Streptophyta; Marchantiopsida; Marchantiales; Marchantiaceae
Source: the annotation of a GenBank genome assembly